Anguilla anguilla (European eel) is the source of this 3373-nucleotide messenger RNA. RefSeq names its product calcineurin-like EF-hand protein 1 (gene chp1). Lineage: Eukaryota; Metazoa; Chordata; Actinopteri; Anguilliformes; Anguillidae. Gene Ontology annotation, molecular function: calcium ion binding. The record is from RefSeq and is a predicted model, not a curated record. The transcript is spliced from 7 exons. Bases 336 to 923 code for a protein of 195 amino acids.
UCAUUACGUCAUCUAAACCUGCAAGUAAGAAGGGGCAGCGCCUGCUAAAACCUGAAGGCAGCCCAACGACGCCCAGUCACUGAACUGUACCAGGGACACCUCGGAACAGGCUGGAAUUUUGGAAACAAAACACCAAUAGAACAUAACGACCCAGCCAACCGGUUACAGCUUUCACAGCUGUCUUGCUAGGACAGGCAGCGUACUUCGGAAAACCCUGACACUUGUGCAACCGCUUACCGCACGGUAUUCCAGACAACCCCCUUCCUCAGGAAAGAAAACAUCUUACAUUCACCGAGAGGCAGCUUCCGUAACACACACCUUCAACUGAAAUAACCAUGGGGUCCAGAGCUUCAACUUUACUGAGAGAAGAAGAGAUUGAAGAAAUCAAAAAGGAAACCGGCUUCUCACACAGUCAGAUCACCCGACUCUACAGCCGUUUCACAAGCCUGGAUAAGGGGGAGAACGGCACGCUCAGUCGAGAGGAUUUCCAGAGGAUCCCAGAGUUGGCCAUUAAUCCUCUGGGUGACAGGAUCAUCAAUGCCUUCUUUCCAGAGGGGGAGGACCAGGUGAACUUCCGGGGGUUCAUGCGGACGUUGGCGCACUUCCGGCCCGUGGAGGACAACGAGAAGAACAAGGACCACGCCGCCAGCGAACCUCUGAACAGCCGAACCAACAAGCUGCUGUUUGCUUUCCGGCUGUAUGACCUGGACAGGGAUGAUAAAAUCUCUCGGGACGAGCUGCUGCAGGUCCUCAGAAUGAUGGUGGGUGUGAACAUCUCGGACGAGCAGCUGGGCAGCAUCGCUGACCGGACCAUCCAAGAGGCUGACCAGAACGGGGACAACUCCAUCUCCUUCAACGAAUUCAUAAAGGUGCUGGAGAAAGUGGACGUGGAGCAGAAGAUGAGCAUUCGCUUCUUGCAUUAGAGAGACGCACUGCCUGAUGGGACACUCCCGAGCGGAGGAGAGGCCCCGUCUCCCGCUGGAACAAGAUCAGCUGCCCACCCCACAUCCCCCCCGCCCUUUUUUUUUCCCCCCACUCACGGGGGUUGGGGGAACAAGCUUUACCACACAUGCUUUCUGACCAAGAAAAUGGUAGAUAAUGUUGGGUCUCUUUUUGUUAGUGUUUUUAAUAACUGACUUUCUGCCCUGCACUGUGGUGCAAAACAAAGGGAAUAAUUGCGUGCCUUGGAGUGUUUUGUGUCGUCACAUUGGUGGUCCCUAGAAGAGGAAACUUGCAGAUAUUCCAGAAGGUUCCAUUCUGGGUGAAUGCAGUUUUUUUUGUGGUCAGCAGAUAUGGUCACAUCUAGAUGGAGGGCUAAGAUGGUAUCGUUCAUCUAAAAUCUUAGACUUGUGGGAUGUAGGUAACAUAUGAGCAAAACAAGACAAUGGAAAAAUGUCCACCUGUCUCACUUUUAAGUGUCUGUUCUCUUUAAAAAAAAACCAGCUGUAUUUCUGUGAUUCUCUAAAUUUUAAAAUAUACACCUGUCACAAAAGUUGGUUAUUUCAGGUUUAAAAGAAAAAAAAAAAAAGUCAGUUUAAUUUCCUUAGAAUUAUAAAUGCGAAAUGUUUUUCAUUGAGUUGGCUGGCCUGCUAGUUGAUCGCUACAGUAUAUGAAACAACUGGCUUUAAAACUGUGGCUAAGAAAGCUAUACAUUUUACAAUGGGCUGUAGUUAGAACGAUACAAAAAAACCCCACAUUCCUGUUUGAAUAUGUAUGAGGGCAGAUUACUCAGGAACCCCCACAGGUUUUUUGAUUUGCACAAGAGAUCAUCAAACUCUUUGUAAAUGAUGUACGCUUUGGGGUUGGGGGAAUCAUAGUAUAUUCUCAGAAAGGAAAGGGGUGUGUAUGUAUGUGUGUGUGUGUGAAAGGGCUGGGGCAAACCCUCUCUCAGUUCCCCCAGUUUCAAGAAUCUCAAUGUUAAACAACAACAAAGCUUUCAGUAACUUUGUUUUGGUUUCCUGGUUUUGCGCUACCUCCUGUUAUUCGGGAAAUUACACUGAAAUAAUGGGCACAAUGAAAUCAUGCUGGCAGAAAGUUUAUUUAAGUUUGUAAGCUAAACAAAACAAAACGUAUCAGUCCCUGAUUGAAAGGAAUCGCGGUUGCUGUUCGGAUCAGUAGUCAUUUUAGUAUUAUUUAAAUUGUAAUUGCAAAAGUUAAAAUGGGCUGUUGGGCUUUUGCCGACUGGGAAGUUCUCCACACCCCUGUGGCUCUAGCAAAGGACAUGGCGAGAACAAAAACAAGGAAAUUAAAACAAGGAAACUUUACAAGAGCUGUUCCGGCAUUGCACCAUGAUGACUCGUCACUUGUUACAUUAUUGCGGGCUGUUGACUUCUUCCGGCAUCUGGCCGUAGAUUUGCUGCUACCAUGGGGAGUUCAGUGGCCAUUUUCAUUUGUCGUGCUGACGAUCCUCGCUCUUCUGACUUCGAGCAGGCUCAUGUUUCCUGGGUUCUGUCGGUGCUGGGCUUCCUAUUUAAUCUGCUUCUGUUCCAUCGUUUUAGUGCGUCACAAGUCGUUUAUUUCAGAGCGGUCUCUGUUGCCGGGAGCUGUAAUCGUUUUUAAAACCCGCUCCAAUCCGUCAUCACAUUCCGAACUCAAAAUGUAUUAUUACUCACCUGUUCCGGCGUCUGUUUGUGGACGAAACUGUCCCUUUUCCUGGCUAUUCGCAGGCGUGCCGUGUUUCUUUACCACGGCUCAUUAGUACGAGGACACCGAUCGCCCGCCUUGAUUGGUGAACUUGCAGGUUAACGGGAUGCCAGUCGAGUCGAAAUUAACACCCCGUUUUUUUUCUUUCUGAGGGCAGCAGCAGGCGUGGUAGCACUGACUUCCAGGAUCAUGUGACGUUCUCAGCCUCUGGGCCUGUGGCCAUUUGCUGGAUAGACACCGCGUUCUGGCCAACAAACGUUAUCGCCCAGUCUAGCAUGCAGGACCGAUUUCUCCCCAGUUGUGAUCAAUCAUGGUACAAUGCAUUGUAAUUAAGAGCGAACGCUAUGUCAAUGUUAAGAAUAUAUACAUUUAGUUUUUAUUAUUAUAUCAUCAGCUUAUUUAGUCAUAGGUACUUUUAACAUGGGUAUAACUGGGGUUUAGUUUCUUUGUGUGUAUAUAGCUGUGUAAGCCACUGGGAAAAUAAAAAUAUAAGACAAAGAGUUACGAGGCUUUAAAAAAAAUGUGUUUGUCUCCAUUGUUGAUGACCGAUGUUUUAAGAACGACCAGCUGCACUGCACCAAUAGUGUUGAGUAUUGUGAUUAUUUUUAUCAAUCAAAAUGUGAUCAGUACAGAAAAUGUGGAUACAAAUCUCUAUUCUGUGAAAUGUUAUGAAAAACCUUGCUUAUGCACAUAGAUAUAAUUGAACUAAAAUAAAGUGCCAUGUAAACUC